AUGGAUGUCGAUGAGUUGAAGGAUGAAUUUCGACAGCGAUUUAAUUGCAGUGCAAAAUAUAUUGUUCGUUGUCCAGGACGAGUUAAUUUAAUUGGUGAACAUAUUGAUUAUAGUGGUUACGGUGUAUUACCAAUGGCAAUUAGCGCCUCGACGUAUAUUUUAGCUUCACUUCAUGAUACCAAUGAAAUUGUGUUCCAAAAUAUUAAUACAGCAUUCAGAGCACAUACAUAUAAAUUUUGCGAUAAUUGGAUUGGUAGUAAGAAACCCGAAUGGUUUCAUUAUUUUUUAUGCGGCUGGAAAGGUGUGUUAAGGCGUUUGAAUAUGUUACCGAAAGGUAUGAAUGUAUUAGUUCACGGUACUAUACCAACAGGUGCUGGUCUCUCUAGUUCUAGUUCUCUCGUAUGCGCCGCGGCAUUGGUAACACUUGCACUGCAUACGGGGCGAGAUUUUGAUAUUAUCAAUAAGACAGAAUUUGCUGAAUUGUGUGCUGAAGUAGAGCGAUACGUGGGUGUGGAAGGUGGUGGUAUGGAUCAAGCAAUCGAAAUUUUAGCUAAUGAAGGCUCUGCAAUGCUCAUUGACUUCAAUCCACUUAGAUUUGCACCAGUUACACUUCCCGAAAAUGCUCUCUUCGCUGUGAUUCAUUCUGGAGAAGCGCUUAAUAAGGCAGCUACCUCUCAAUACAAUGAACGUGUUGUGGAAUGUCGUCUAGCAGCUCAGAUCAUAGCAAAAGUGUAUGAACUAGAAAGUUGGAAAGAAAUUCGAACGUUAGGUGAAGUUGCACAGCGAUUGCAGAAGACUGCUCAAGAAAUGAUUGUAGUAGUAGAGGAAGUGCUAUCCGAUCAUGUUUACACCAAGGACAAUGCUCUUAGCUUGUUAGGCAUAUCAAAUGAAAAUUUCAACCAAACAAUCCUUUCAGCGAACACUCAGCACAUGGAAACAUUUAAACUGGCGCAAAGAGCAAAACAUGUGUACAUGGAGGCAGAUCGAGUUCGUUUAUUUCAUGAAGCAUGUAAAAGUGGUAAUGUGGAAGAGAUGGGGAAACUGAUGACCGAAAGCCAUAAUAGCUGUAAGGAACUAUUCGAAUGUUCCUGCAAUAAACUAGAUGAAGUAGUGGAGAACUGUUUACGAAAUGGUGCAUUAGGUGCGCGACUUACGGGAGCUGGCUGGGGUGGUUGCGCCGUUGCGCUUUUUGACAUCAAACAGUCCGAUCUGGAAGUGUUGUUUUGGAGUGGACCUGCUAGUGGUAUACAGUUGAUGAAAUGCUAA
Brugia malayi is the source of this 1266-nucleotide messenger RNA. Its product is annotated as galactokinase family protein. The transcript has 8 exons. Gene Ontology annotation, biological process: carbohydrate phosphorylation; galactose metabolic process. The coding region runs from base 1 to 1266 and encodes 421 amino acids. Lineage: Eukaryota; Metazoa; Nematoda; Chromadorea; Rhabditida; Onchocercidae. Gene Ontology annotation, cellular component: cytoplasm; cytosol. The record is from RefSeq and is a predicted model, not a curated record. Gene Ontology annotation, molecular function: galactokinase activity; ATP binding.